AUGUUUUUCAUUUUAAUUUUUAUUAUUGUACAAUAUAAUAUAAAUGCUGAAAAAGAAGAAGAAGAAGAAGUUGUUGUUGUUAAUCUUCGAAUUGAAGGAAAUGAAAAAACAAUAUUUGAAGGAUCAAUAACAACAAAAGGACAUCGAGUUACAACAUUAUCUGGUGGAACAAAUAAAUGUGAUGAAACCAAUAAUAAUCUUAGUCAAAUAUCUGGACCUACAUUAAUAAGUACUUUAAAUCUAGCUGCUAUGACAAAUGAUUUUACUUGGGAUGGAACAUAUAAUAAACUUUAUGAUGAUUAUUUUGUUACACGUAUUGAAAAUAAUUCUAUAACUGAUUCUAAAUAUUGGAGUACUCUUAUUGAUUAUAAAAUGACAGAAAUAGGUGGAUGUCAACAAAAAGUAAAACAAGGACAAAAUAUUCUUUUUGCUUAUGAUGCUUUUAAUAAAAAACAUUUUCUUAAACUUGAAACAUUAAAAAAAACUAUUCAAAUUGGAUCUCCACUUACAAUUAAAGUUACAGAUGGACAAACUGGUCAACCAAUUCAUGGUGCAAUUGUUGGAGAUAAACAAACAAAUAUUCAAGGAUAUAUUACAAUUAUAUUUUAUAAAUUAGGUAUUCAAAUACUUAAAGCUCAUCGUUUAGAUUCUAUAAGAUCUAAUCAAGUUAUCAUCAACGUUACUCAAUAA
Messenger RNA from Adineta steineri, 690 nucleotides. The record is from the annotation of a GenBank genome assembly. NCBI's taxonomy places the organism in Eukaryota, Metazoa, Rotifera, Eurotatoria, Adinetida, Adinetidae.